AUGUCUCGGGCGCUCGCUCGAUGCCAAAAAGAUCGUGGUAUGAUGCUCGACCCAACCGCGAGCGCCACGAAGCCACCGAGCCAUGGCGUAACAGAGUCUCAGCCAGCCGGCGGUGACACCGCCUCGUGGUGGUCAGUGGCGGACAAUCUGUGGUUGGGCUGCCCGACGCCAAGGGCAGCCGCCUUCAUAGACAAUGUCCCCGAUUGCAAGAUGUAA
Verticillium nonalfalfae is the source of this 216-nucleotide messenger RNA. RefSeq lists its product as uncharacterized. Bases 1 to 216 code for a protein of 71 amino acids. The transcript has a single exon. The record is from RefSeq and is a predicted model, not a curated record. NCBI's taxonomy places the organism in Eukaryota, Fungi, Ascomycota, Sordariomycetes, Glomerellales, Plectosphaerellaceae.